UGAAAUUGAAGGGUUUUAUGUGUUUGACGAACAUAAAAAAGUUAUGAUGUGCAAGUACUGCAAUGUAACAGUUGACUGGAAAAGGAAGGAUAGCUGCGAAAAACAUUGUAAACAAAAGUCUUCGCACAAAGUCAACAAGGAUAAUGGUGGCAACGGAGUAAAAAGACAGAUAACAAUUGUUGAAAAUGUGUCUAUGAACAGAAAACUCAAGGCCGAAAAAACUAAAUUGGCGAAAGACACAGUGCGGGCUUUCGUGCAAGCAAACAUCCUGCUUGAAAAACUGGACCAUCCAGGACUGCGAUCUUGGAUGUAUGAAUACAUUCCAGGGUCCGGUGACCUUCCACAUUCAUCUACCUUACGAAGCACUUACCUUGAAAGUUUGAAAGUUGAAGAGGAGGAGAAAAUAAAAGAACUGGUGAAAGGGCAAGACAUUGUUUUAUUGUGUGACGAAACAACCAACAAUAAAGGACAGUGUGUGUACGUCGUUCUAUUUAAGAUUAUGUCUGCAAGCAGUGAACAAAAAUUGCUUGUAGCUGGGACAAAAGUUUUGAUGAAUGCAAAUUUGACAGAAUUCUCACGAGCAAUUGUUGAUAUAUUGGUGAAAUUUGAUGUGAAAUAUGAUAACGUAAUUUCUUUCACUUGCGACUCGGCGAAGUACAUGACAAAAUGUGCUGACCUUUUGCACGUUUUGGUAAGUGACAAACUGCUACAUAUCCAGUGCUGGGCACACAAGCUCUGCCUGGUUGGCAAUAUUUGGGUGGCACAGCUUUCCGAACUGAAUGAGUGUGUAAUGAAAACCAAAAUGUUUUUCUUGAAUUCAAGGAAAAGGAAACACCACUAUUUGCAGUUUCUGACGGUAUCGUCCAUUCACCCCAAAUUGUUCCCAUCUCCUGUUUUAACUCGCUGGAAUUCGUGGUUCCGUGCUGUGGAGUACAUUGACACAUACUUACCCCAUCUUUUAGAAUACUUCAAGACAGAAGAUGCAGAAACUAGUGGAAGUUCAACAGAAUAUUACAUGCAGAUGUCUAUGGACAAAGUUGCUGUUUUGCAAUGUGAAGCAAGAUUUGUAGUUGAGCACUGUAAAUCAACUGUAGAAUUGCUUGAGAUUUUAGAGGGUUCGUCAUAUCCUUUUGCUCACAGGUUGCUAGGAAAACUUUAUGAUUUGAAAACCAGUUUCAAAUUGGCCAGUGAUAAUACUUUUCAUCCUGAAACAACACAGAUACUGAACUCACAACUUUGCUUGAAAUCUGCUGUUAGGGCUACUCUUGUUUCAACAGGACAAAAGUCUCUAUUGAAGCUAUCAUCGUUGAUUGCCAGUGAUCCUGCCAAGGAUUUUGUAGAGUGUAUGGGUGCUUUGUUUGAUCCCAGAGAAAUUGCUUGUAAGGGGCUAGAGGUUGACGCUGUUGAGUUGCAGAACAAGAUUGAAAAACUUCCUUUCCUAUCCCAGGUGCCUUUUCGACUUGUUCUAGAAGGCUACACUCAGACUAAACAGGCAGUCUUAAAAUCAAUUUCUAAGAACGUCGAUAUUCUUACCAUCCUGCUGUCUUUAAAAUCAGAUUUCCCAGAGUAUGCAACCAAUGCUGUGAAGUGCCUGUGGAUCCCUGUUUCCAAUGUUGACAGUGAGAGGGCUUUUUCCAUGUACAGCAACAUCAUGUCCGACAAGCGAACAUCUUUGCGGGCUGAUAACAUUGAAGUUAUGUUGGGAAUGUGUUUUGGAGCUUGCCAUUGAAGUCAGGGAUUUUAAGUUUUUGUGUACUUGUGUUACUACCACAAUUCAGUAUUUUCACAUGUUCUCUAUUUCAUUCUUGUCAGAAACAAUGUAAACAGAUUAAGAAGUCCAUGUUAAGUUACUUAGUUUACUCUAUAAGUACUUUUGCAAAUUAUUCAAAAACAUUGUAGCAGAUUGCUUCGAAAAAAAUCAAGAGGCUCCACAGUCACACUAUGCACGCCACAAACCUGGGUUACAAGUUUUGCAAAUUUUAUAACACAAUU
Messenger RNA from Bacillus rossius redtenbacheri, 1992 nucleotides. RefSeq lists its product as uncharacterized. The transcript is spliced from 2 exons. Lineage: Eukaryota; Metazoa; Arthropoda; Insecta; Phasmatodea; Bacillidae. The record is from RefSeq and is a predicted model, not a curated record. Gene Ontology annotation, molecular function: protein dimerization activity. Bases 44 to 1729 code for a protein of 561 amino acids.